Molecule: messenger RNA, 2573 nt
Organism: Lotus japonicus
Lineage: Eukaryota; Viridiplantae; Streptophyta; Magnoliopsida; Fabales; Fabaceae
Product: protein trichome birefringence-like 16
Exons: 6
Coding region: 216-1847 (543 amino acids)
Biological process (GO): xyloglucan metabolic process; plant-type secondary cell wall biogenesis; xylan biosynthetic process
Cellular component (GO): Golgi apparatus
Molecular function (GO): acetyltransferase activity
Source: RefSeq, a predicted model, not a curated record
AAAAUCUAUGAACUAAAUCACAAUUUAAUUUAUGGUUCGAAGCGUGUUCGCGAUCUCCAUUUUCCUCUGUUUGAUUAAUUAAUUAAUUAACACAUUCCUACUUCGUUAGCGAUUCCUACUCAUUCAUUCAUCUCUCUCGCAAUCGCAAACCUCAAUUUAGCAACAUCUCAUUUCUGAAACCUCCAAUUUCAAGCUCGUUUUUCAUCCACAACAGGAUGAAGACAGGGUUUAAUGGAUUAAAGGGUAAAGAGAUUUCCCUCAUUUCCAUUGUACUCAUGUCUGCAACUAUCAUUUUAUGGUCAUGGGAUAAAACUCCUUGUCUUACUGCUUUUCUUCCUCCUCAAACACCACUCCACCUCUCUUCAGAUCGCUUAGUCAGUAGUAGUUCUUCAAUCAAAGUGCCGGCAUCAGAUCCAAACGUAAAUGUGGGAGACGAUGGCUCAUUGGUGCCGAGGAAAAAGACAACCAAUGAGAUCGAAGAACCGCAUCUUGAUGUAGAAUCUCACAUAGUUUCUUCACAAAGCUCUUCUGGAAAGAGUGUGGGUGAAAGGGAUACCAGCACUACUUCAAAUACAGAACAAAUCCUUUCAAAUGUGUCAGAUGAAGAAGCAAAACAUGAAAGAAUCUUGGAAACUGGGGAAAGCCACAACGUGCAAACUUUGUCCAGUCCAAAAACAUCUGAGGCUAAAAGGAAUGAAGCUAAGGGGGAGAAAAUUUCCAGACGAAAAGAAAAUAAAAAGGAUUCUGCCAUGAACUCUCCACAAAGAAGCUCUUUAAUUGGUGGAAAAGACAAUAAUUGGAAUAACGCUACAGAAAAUAAAGUCUGUAACUACGCAAAAGGAAAAUGGGUCCCAGACGAUAAACUGCCUCUGUAUUCAGGAUUUGGUUGCAAACAGUGGCUAUCUGGGAUGUGGGCUUGCCGCUUGACGCAACGUACUGAUUUUGCAUAUGAGAAGCUUCGAUGGAAACCAAAAGAUUGUCAAAUGGAGGAAUUUGAAAGGUCUAAAUUCUUGAGCAGGAUGCAAAACAAAACUCUAGCUUUUGUUGGAGACUCGUUGGGCCGGCAGCAGUUCCAAUCUUUAAUGUGCAUGGUCAGUGGUGGUGAGGAGAAGCAUGAUGUUGAAGAUGUCGGCAGGGAGUAUGGAUUGGUGACAGCUGAGGGUGAUGCCCGCCCUAGUGGGUGGGCAUUUCGUUUCUCAAGCACUAAUACUACCAUUCUGUACUACUGGUCAGCAAGUCUCUGUGAUAUUGAACCUAUUGAUAUAAACAACCUGAACACAGAUUAUGCAAUGCACCUUGAUCGGCCACCAGCAUUCUUGCGCCAAUUUCUCCACAAGUUUGAUGUCCUGGUUCUCAACACUGGUCACCACUGGAAUCGGGGAAAGCUCAAUGCUAACCGAUGGGUAAUGCAUGUUGGUGGCGUGCCAAACACUAAUAGGAAAAUAGCAGUUAUUUGGGGUGCCAAGAAUCUUACUAUUCACAGCAUUGUUAGUUGGGUGAAUUCACAGCUUCCAAAAUAUCCAGGUUUGAAGGCAUUCCUUAGGACCAUUUCUCCUAGGCAUUUUUUCGGAGGGGAGUGGAACACAGGAGGCAGUUGUGACAAGACUGAACCAAUGUCAGUAGGAAAGGAAAUAUUGGAAGAGGAGUCCAGUGAUCCAGUUGCAGCCAAUGCAGUGAAGGGAACAGGGGUCAAGCUCUUGGACAUAACAGGCCUUUCUCAGGUUAGGGAUGAAGGUCAUAUAUCACGAUUCAGCAUGACAGCAAAGCCUGGUGUGCAGGAUUGCUUACACUGGUGUUUGCCGGGUGUUCCUGAUACAUGGAAUGAAAUACUCUUUGCUCAAAUCUAGUGUGCACAUCACAGUGUACGUCCAGCACUUGUUGGCCUUGGAAAGGUAGUAGCCAUUCCUUGACUUUGAAAGGAUCACUAGCUUUCUAAAUCAUAGUUUUGCAGAGGACGCAGUCACGGAGUCACAAGAUAUCCUUAACCCAGUUUGAACUUUAUAGCUGAUCUGUUGAGGUAUUUGAAGACGUAUGGUGCAAUGACUAGUUUUAUCACACUGCCUUAAAAAAAUUUCUUCGAUUAAGCAAAGUUUUGAGGUCUCUAUUGUAACUUAUAUGCCAUGUAAAUUAAUUACUUCUUCAUAUGGUUCCUUGCGACUCCUCCGCAGAAAAGAAGGUUGAUAGGCAAAGCUGCAGAACAGAAGCAUUGGGAUUGUUACUGGAAGUAGUUCUUCUCAGCUGUUAAAGCAGAGUUUCAAGUCCAAGGUGAUGGUGCUUGCUCACUCCUUUUUUUUUUAAUUAAAUUUUGUGGGGAGGGUGGAACAGAAUAGUGUAUUGUUUGUUUAGAUUUUAUUACACGUCAUAGAGAAGCCUUAUAUAGAGUAGACCGAUCCAUCUCAUGUUGAAUGCAGUGUAUCUUCCAUAGUUUAUCAGGGAUAAUAUUAUUAGUAGGGUCUCUUUGCUUCAAUAGUUAUGUUGACUCUUCUUUUAUAAGCUCAUCCAGCCUUACGUUCUCCACGACACGUUGCAAUUGUAUGAAAUUAAAUAUAUUUUGAGAUGGACGGUUUAUGAUA